Molecule: messenger RNA, 996 nt
Organism: Colletotrichum destructivum
Lineage: Eukaryota; Fungi; Ascomycota; Sordariomycetes; Glomerellales; Glomerellaceae
Product: Putative oxoglutarate/iron-dependent dioxygenase, non-hem dioxygenase domain-containing protein
Exons: 2
Coding region: 1-996 (331 amino acids)
Molecular function (GO): 2-oxoglutarate-dependent dioxygenase activity
Source: RefSeq, a predicted model, not a curated record
AUGGGCAGCAUCGAUACCAAGAGCUCCUCGCGGGUGAUCCCGACGGUCGACAUCAGCGCCUGGCUGUCUCCGGAUUCCUCGGCCGCAGCGAAACGGCAGGUGGUCAACGACAUGAGUGAUGCUUGCAGCACAUACGGCUUCUUCUACCUCGUCGGCCACGGCAUCAGCCCCGAAAUGCAAGCCAAAGCUCUUGAAGUCGAUCGCCUAUUCUUCUCCUUGCCCAAGGAGAAGCGUAUGGAGGUGUGGAUUGGCAAGUCUCUGGGCAAAUCGUUCAGAGGAUACGAGCCGGCUGGGAUGCAGACACACCACGAGGGUCUCCUCCCAGAUACUAAAGAGACUUUCAUGGUUGGCAGAGAAGUGUCUGAAGAUGACCCAGACUGCGGUUCGUUCUCCACUGGCCCCAACCUCUGGCCGACAUCUUUGCCUGAUGAGCAAUUCCGUAUCCCUAUAAUGGAAUACCAAGCCAAGAUGCUCGACCUCGUCAGCAUCUUACUCAAAAUCCUUGCGCAGGGUCUACCCAAAGCCUGGAAUUGCCCACCAGACGUCUUUGAUAGUCUCGUCGUCGAGCCCUCGAUCCCCAUGCGAUUUCUUCACUAUGCAGCUCAGCCCCAGGUCCCCGACAACCAGUACGGCGUUGCCGACCACACCGACUUUGGCUGUGUUUCGGUGCUGCUGCAGGAACCGGGCACGAGAGGCCUUGAGGUUUGGUACCCGCCCAUAGAAGACUGGGUGCCGGUUCCUGUGAAGGAAAACGCCUAUGUCAUCAACAUGGGGGACAUGAUGCAGAAGUACACCGCCGGCUUUUACCGCAGUGCGCGCCACCGAGUGCUUACAAGCCCAGACAAGGAGAGAUACAGUGUUGCCUUCUUCCUGAAUGGGAAUUUGAAACUAAGGUGUGAGCCACUUGAUGGGUCUCAGGGAGAGACGUAUGUUGGAGACCAUAUUCGGCAGAGGUUGAUUGAGACCAUGGGCAAAGCUGGCAAGGUGCUCCAGUAA